ACAGAGAGAGGAGCUAUCUAACACACUCCCAACGGUUUUUGUGACCCUCUUCUUACCACACACACACAAAGAGAGAGGAGGUUUGGUUUGUUUUGGUUUGGUUCGUGAGAGUGUUUGUCUUGCAGGUGAAAAUGGAGAAGGAAGCACAAAGUGGAGCCCAGGAGGAAGUUCUUUCAGUGGAGCUUCCAGCUCCUUCUGCUUGGAAGAAAUUGUUCUUCCCCAAGAAAGGAGGAACACCUAGAAAGAAUGAGGUCAUGUUCAUUGCUCCCACUGGGGAGGAGAUUAAUAACAAAAGACAAUUGGAGCUGUACCUAAAAGCACACCCUGGUAAUCCUGCAAUAUCAGAAUUUGAUUGGGGUACUGGCGAGACCCCUAGGAGAUCUGCAAGAAUCAGUGAGAAGGUCAAGGUGACUCCACCAUCAGAGAGUGAGCCUCCGAAGAAACGUGGCCGAAAAUCACUGGGGGCAAAGGACAACAAGGAAGUGGAAGCUGCUCCUGAAGAAACUGAAGGUACCAAGGAAAUUCAAAUGCAAGAUGCUGAGGCCACUGGGAAAGAAGAUGCGGAAGCUGGGAAGGAGAAAGAUGUUUCCAAGGAAACUCUGGUCGAGAAUGGAGACAAAACGCAAAAAGAUGCUGACCAGAAGAGUGCAGAUGCUGGUAAAGAUGAGAAAGAAGUGACUGAUGCUGAGGAAUGCAAGAAUUCUAAUGCUUCUGCAGAAGCUCCGGAUGCUGGUAAAACCCAAGCUGAGGAAAAUGUUAAGCAGCAGGAUGUUGCAGCAGCAGCAGUAGAUGAAAAGGUUGCUGAAGUAGCUGCGGCUACCGAGACAACUAAAAGUGAAAAGCUUGCUGGAGAAGCAAAUGGGGAAGCAAAGCAAGAUAAUCCCAAUGGAAUUGCAGGUGCAUCCAAGGGAGAGAUCAAAGAGAAACAAGUUUUAUCAGAGAAGGAUGGAAAAUCUAACGUUGAGGCUGAUGAGAAAGUAAAGAAAAAUGAUGGGGAGGUGACAGAAAAUGGUAAGGUUAACCAAGCGGGGCCAGCGGAUGCCCCCCAGCAACCGUCACCCGCCCCUGUAAGCUGCUGAAUGUACCUUACUAGCUUCCUCUGCGGUUAGUGAUCCUUUUGUAACACCCCUUCCACCUUUUUUUUUUCUUUUUUUCUGUCUUCGGAACAUUGGGAUCACUCGGAUGACUGUAAUGUUAGUGUUGUUGAUGCUAGAGUUGAUUAUUGUAUGUAGUGGAAUGGAGCUGUAUGAUGGUAGAAUAGGCUUUAGACUCUGCAGCUUUUGUUACGAUCUAGAGGAACUUGGAUUAUAUGUUGCAUUAUAGACUGUAAGACAUGUUCCUUGACUUUCA
Messenger RNA from Corylus avellana, 1350 nucleotides. It is a transcript of the gene MBD11, whose product is annotated as methyl-CPG-binding domain 11. The record is from RefSeq and is a predicted model, not a curated record. Gene Ontology annotation, molecular function: DNA binding. NCBI's taxonomy places the organism in Eukaryota, Viridiplantae, Streptophyta, Magnoliopsida, Fagales, Betulaceae.